Salvia splendens (bonfire salvia) is the source of this 859-nucleotide messenger RNA. RefSeq names its product putative germin-like protein 2-1. The transcript has 2 exons. NCBI's taxonomy places the organism in Eukaryota, Viridiplantae, Streptophyta, Magnoliopsida, Lamiales, Lamiaceae. Gene Ontology annotation, molecular function: manganese ion binding. The coding region runs from base 8 to 670 and encodes 220 amino acids. The record is from RefSeq and is a predicted model, not a curated record.
CUCAAAAAUGGCAAUAUCAAUACUAUUAAUCCUAAUUCUUACAACAAUCACUAGCACUAAUUAUCUUACCCUAGCCCAUGAAUCGAGCCCUCUUCAAGAUUUUUGUGUUGCCGAUUUCAAAAGUCCAGUGAGGGUGAACGGUUUCACUUGCCUAGAUCCUAAGCAAGUGAAGGCCGACCACUUCCAUUUCCGGGGCCUACACAUCCCCGGAAACACCUCAAAUCCCAUGGGAUCCUUCAUAAACCGCCCCACCGUCUUCGAGAUCCCGGGGCUCAACACUCUCGGUAUCUCCACAGUGCGCGUGGACUACGCGCCCCGGGGGGUGGUCCCACCCCACCGCCACCCCCGUGCCGCUGAGGUACUGACGGUGCUUGAGGGCACCGUGCUCGCGGGAUUCGUGACCUCGGACCCCGAGAACAAGCUCAUCUCGAAAGUGCUGCAUAAGGGCGAUGUUUUCGCGUUUCCAUUCGGAUUGAUUCAUUUUCAACAUAAUGUUGGGGAAAAUGAUGCCGUUACAAUUGCGUUUUUGAGCAGCCAAAAUCCCGGCGUGAUCGCCAUCGCAAACGCCGUAUUCGGCUCUGAUCCAUCGAUCGAUGUUGAUGUGUUAGCCAAAGCUUUCCAGGUCGAUCAUGCCAUUGUUGAUAAGCUACAAGCUCCUUAUAAAUUAUAAGUAAAUUGUUUCUUUGCCUUUAAAGUGAUAUUUUUAUAGAUAUUUUUGUUUGGAACUGUUUCUGUAUUUCUACUUUGCUUGCCAGUUUUUGGCUUCGAGCAUAUUUGUUAUAAAAUAAGUGGAAAAAAAUAAGAGCACGGAUUAUAAAAACAGAGGUUGGGUUGUGUAAAUAAAGAAAAAUAAAUGUAU